Messenger RNA from Suillus clintonianus, 415 nucleotides. RefSeq lists its product as uncharacterized. The coding region runs from base 26 to 352 and encodes 108 amino acids. NCBI's taxonomy places the organism in Eukaryota, Fungi, Basidiomycota, Agaricomycetes, Boletales, Suillaceae. The record is from RefSeq and is a predicted model, not a curated record. The transcript has 2 exons.
CGUCGCCCCGUCCACUGAGAGGUAAAUGACAUUUGCUAAGACAUAUAUUAGCACCUUCAACCUCGCAGAAAGCAGGGUGUCGGCGAGCGACAACUCUUUCGAACUCGGCAAUACCUAUAUUGAUGACAUCAGGCUUAAGCGUGAGGGAGAGGCAUACCUGAUAUCUCUACUAGCACAUCCUCAAAAACCCCGUUGUUUUGAGCCUGGCCAAUUAAGUCAACGCCUCCCUCUCCAAGGACAGCCCAAACGAGGAGUAUCGACAGACUUAGUAGUGUCUCUUAUAUUUCUGUACAGCACACUACGGCAACGCGACGGCUUAUGUGAGGGAACAUAUGGCCUUUCGUCACGGUAGGUCAGAGCACAAGAUUAUAAAUCAGAAAUAUAUCAAUGUAGGUUGUAUGGAAGAGUGUGCGCC